This is a messenger RNA of Aspergillus puulaauensis, 903 nucleotides long. It is a transcript of the gene ADE1, whose product is annotated as phosphoribosylaminoimidazolesuccinocarboxamide synthase. The record is from RefSeq and is a predicted model, not a curated record. Gene Ontology annotation, biological process: 'de novo' IMP biosynthetic process. Lineage: Eukaryota; Fungi; Ascomycota; Eurotiomycetes; Eurotiales; Aspergillaceae. Gene Ontology annotation, cellular component: cytoplasm. Gene Ontology annotation, molecular function: phosphoribosylaminoimidazolesuccinocarboxamide synthase activity. Bases 1 to 903 code for a protein of 300 amino acids. The transcript is spliced from 3 exons.
AUGGCCUCUUCUCUGACAACGACCGACCUCCAGGGGUCCCUGCCCCUCAUUGCCCGCGGCAAAGUCCGCGAUCUGUACGAAGUAGACGACAAGACCCUCCUCUUUGUCGCAACCGAUCGUAUCUCCGCGUACGAUGUGAUCAUGGAAAAUGGAAUCCCCGAAAAAGGCAUCCUCCUCACCCUCUGCACGCAAAGAUGGUUCCAAAUCCUCCAGGAAGCCAUUCCCACCCUCCGAACGCACUUCAUCACCCUUGACCUCCCCGCGAAGAUCCCCGCCUCGUUGCGCCCCGUGCUUCAGAACCGCGCGAUGCAAGUCCGCAAGCUGAGAGUUUUACCCAUUGAGGCUAUCGUGCGCGGCUACAUCACGGGGUCCGCAUGGAACGAAUACAAGAAGUCCGGAACCGUGCACGGGAUUCCAGUGCGGGAAGGCUUGAAGGAGAGCGAGGCCUUCCCUGAUGGCCCCAUUUACACCCCUAGCACGAAGGCCGAACAGGGGGAGCACGAUGAGAAUAUUCAUCCUGAUAAAGCUGUUGAGAUCGUUGGUGAACCAUAUGCGUCUACCGUUGCUGAGCUCGCUGUGAAGCUCUACAAGACUGCACACGCCUAUGCGCUUACGCGGGGCGUGAUCAUCGCGGACACAAAGUUCGAGUUUGGCGUUGACGAGGAGACAAAUGAGGUUGUUCUAGCGGAUGAGGUGCUUACGCCAGACUCGUCGCGCUUCUGGCCUAAGGACUCGUAUGAGGUCGGACGUGGCCAGCAGAGCUUCGAUAAACAGUUUUUGAGAGAUUGGUUGGUUAAGGAGGGGUUGAAGGGUAAACCGGGGGUGAGGAUGAGCGAUGAGAUUGCGCAGAAGACGAGUGAGAAGUAUAGGGAAGCUUGGGAGCGGAUCACUGGGGGGAAUUAG